Molecule: messenger RNA, 6608 nt
Organism: Prionailurus viverrinus (fishing cat)
Lineage: Eukaryota; Metazoa; Chordata; Mammalia; Carnivora; Felidae
Gene: KCNMA1
Product: potassium calcium-activated channel subfamily M alpha 1
Exons: 26
Coding region: 1314-4196 (960 amino acids)
Biological process (GO): potassium ion transport; transmembrane transport
Cellular component (GO): postsynaptic membrane
Molecular function (GO): large conductance calcium-activated potassium channel activity
Source: RefSeq, a predicted model, not a curated record
UCCGUCCUUCCACGCUCUUCUUUCAGUUUCGGUUUCCUCGUUCGCUGGGGGUGACUGACUGUGGGACGAGUGUCUGCCUCCUUGAUAAAUUGUGACGUUCCCUGAAAGCAGCUGCCACCUGCAACAUUUGCUACAGUUAUAUCCUCAGCGUCCGCCUCUGUGCCCGGCACCAGAGCACUCGGUGAAGUAUUUGUGGCAGACCCACACGGACGGAAGCAUUCGCACACCUCCAUGUUCUGCAACUCUGCCCUCGAUGCCGAGAAACCCGGCACUCCACCACCCUUCUUGAAUUCUCACUGACGUGGCCUCCGAUUCUGACCCCACACGACAAGUGCGUGAAGGGAUCAGAGACUUCCUGGCAUUGGUGGAAUCUAUCAGGAACCUGAUAGAGAGGUCUGCCGGCUCCCCUGGUGCUGUCAGUAUGCACAUGCGCACAUCACUUUUCCUGAUAAGCGCGGUCGGAGCAAGCUGGGGUGGGGCCGCCAGGGUUUCUUUACGGGCAGCAGGACUUCCAGGCUGCAGUGCACUGGCCGAUCUGGAAAUGAAACAGGUGGCAUUAAGUUCUAUUUAGACAGCCUGGACACUCGAAGAAGAGGGAAUAGUCUUGUAGAAAUGAUUGACAGACAAAGAAGUUGCAGGUGAAGAAAGAAAACGGACAUUUAUUGACUACUCGCUGUGCUGCAGGCACUGUGCCGUGUCACACGUAUACAUACCCAUUGUCUCCUCCUUGCGUUCCUCCAUCACCACAGACCAGGAAACUGAGGCACCAACAUAUAGGGAAAGGGCUGGUGGGGGAACCUAAGCCUGUUUGGCUCCAAGGCCUAUAUUUUCCACCACGAUGUGCUUCCACAAAGGAUCUUUGGCCCUUCCUGGUCUGACUCCAAAAGUAGGGAAGCUCAUCCUGCCAGAGGUGGGAAUAUAUUUGGCCUCAGGAGCCUGAGCCACGCAGCCGCUUGUGUUUCUCAUCAGGCCAUCUAGCUGUCUGCUGAGGCUGGGCCACACAGGCGAUUGUCAUGCUGCCAGAGGGCAGAAUGGAUGCAAACCUAUUCCAUAGAAGACGUCUGUCUUCCACGGAUUCCCUGGGCAUCGUUUAGUCAAUAGAAUCCUGCAAUCGUAAACUGAACUUACAGGACUCAGAUACACGUGCCUGUGUGCACACGCACGUGAGAAGUGUUGCUGUGAGCACCAAUAGAUUGAAGGUUGUCUUAGUCUUUGCUCUCAGCAUUGGUGCACUUGUAAUAUACUUCAUAGAUUCGUCAAACCCAAUAGAAUCCUGCCAGAAUUUCUACAAAGAUUUCACAUUACAGAUCGACAUGGCUUUCAACGUGUUCUUCCUUCUCUACUUUGGCUUGAGGUUUAUUGCAGCCAACGAUAAGCUGUGGUUCUGGCUGGAAGUGAACUCUGUGGUAGAUUUCUUCACGGUUCCCCCAGUGUUUGUGUCUGUGUACUUAAACAGAAGUUGGCUUGGUUUGAGAUUUUUAAGAGCUCUCAGACUGAUACAGUUUUCAGAAAUUUUGCAGUUUCUGAAUAUCCUUAAAACAAGUAAUUCCAUCAAGCUGGUGAAUCUGCUCUCCAUAUUUAUCAGCACAUGGCUAACAGCAGCUGGGUUCAUCCAUUUGGUGGAGAAUUCAGGGGACCCAUGGGAAAAUUUCCAAAACAACCAGGCUCUUACGUAUUGGGAAUGCGUCUAUUUACUCAUGGUCACAAUGUCCACUGUUGGCUAUGGGGAUGUUUACGCAAAAACCACACUUGGGCGCCUCUUCAUGGUCUUCUUCAUCCUCGGGGGACUGGCCAUGUUUGCCAGCUACGUCCCUGAAAUCAUAGAAUUAAUAGGAAACCGCAAGAAAUACGGGGGCUCCUAUAGUGCGGUUAGUGGAAGAAAGCACAUUGUGGUCUGUGGACACAUCACUCUGGAGAGUGUUUCCAACUUCCUGAAGGACUUCCUGCACAAGGACCGGGAUGAUGUCAACGUGGAGAUUGUCUUUCUUCACAACAUUUCCCCUAACCUGGAGCUAGAAGCUCUGUUCAAACGACAUUUUACUCAGGUGGAAUUUUAUCAGGGUUCAGUCCUCAAUCCACAUGAUCUUGCAAGAGUCAAGAUAGAGUCAGCAGAUGCGUGCCUAAUCCUUGCCAAUAAGUACUGCGCUGACCCUGAUGCUGAAGACGCCUCCAACAUCAUGAGAGUAAUCUCCAUAAAGAACUACCAUCCGAAGAUAAGAAUCAUCACUCAGAUGCUGCAGUAUCACAACAAGGCGCAUCUGCUAAACAUCCCAAGCUGGAACUGGAAAGAGGGGGAUGAUGCAAUCUGCCUCGCAGAGCUGAAGCUGGGGUUCAUAGCCCAGAGCUGCCUGGCUCAAGGCCUCUCCACCAUGCUCGCCAACCUCUUCUCCAUGAGGUCAUUCAUAAAGAUUGAGGAAGACACGUGGCAGAAAUACUACUUGGAAGGAGUCUCAAAUGAAAUGUACACAGAAUAUCUCUCCAGUGCCUUCGUGGGUCUGUCCUUCCCUACUGUUUGUGAGCUGUGUUUUGUGAAGCUCAAGCUCCUGAUGAUAGCCAUUGAGUACAAGUCCGCCAACCGAGAGAGCCGUAUAUUAAUUAAUCCUGGAAACCAUCUUAAGAUCCAAGAAGGUACUUUAGGAUUUUUCAUCGCAAGUGAUGCCAAAGAAGUUAAAAGGGCAUUUUUUUACUGCAAGGCCUGUCAUGAUGACAUCACAGAUCCCAAAAGAAUAAAAAAAUGUGGCUGCAAACGGCUUGAAGAUGAGCCGCCAUCAACACUGUCCCCCAAAAAAAAGCAACGGAACGGAGGCAUGCGGAACUCACCAAGCUCCUCACCCAAGCUGAUGAGGCAUGACCCCUUGUUAAUUCCUGGCAAUGAUCAGAUUGACAACAUGGACUCUAACGUGAAGAAGUAUGAUUCUACUGGCAUGUUUCACUGGUGUGCACCCAAGGAGAUAGAGAAAGUCAUCCUGACUCGAAGUGAAGCCGCCAUGACCGUCCUAAGCGGCCACGUCGUGGUCUGCAUCUUUGGUGAUGUCAGCUCAGCCCUGAUUGGCCUCCGGAACCUGGUGAUGCCACUCCGUGCCAGCAACUUUCAUUACCACGAGCUCAAGCACAUCGUGUUUGUGGGCUCCAUUGAGUACCUCAAGCGGGAAUGGGAGACGCUUCAUAACUUCCCCAAAGUGUCCAUAUUGCCUGGUACGCCAUUAAGUCGGGCUGAUUUAAGGGCCGUCAACAUCAACCUCUGUGACAUGUGCGUUAUCCUGUCAGCCAAUCAGAAUAAUAUUGAUGAUACUUCGCUGCAGGACAAGGAAUGCAUCUUGGCGUCACUCAACAUCAAAUCUAUGCAGUUUGAUGACAGCAUCGGGGUCUUGCAGGCUAAUUCCCAAGGGUUCACACCUCCAGGAAUGGACAGAUCCUCUCCAGAUAACAGCCCAGUGCACGGGAUGUUACGCCAACCAUCCAUCACGACUGGGGUCAACAUCCCUAUCAUCACUGAACUAGUGAACGAUACUAAUGUUCAGUUUUUGGACCAAGACGAUGAUGACGAUCCCGACACAGAACUGUACCUCACGCAGCCAUUUGCAUGCGGGACAGCAUUUGCAGUCAGUGUCCUGGACUCGCUCAUGAGUGCGACAUACUUCAAUGACAAUAUCCUUACACUAAUCCGGACACUGGUGACUGGAGGAGCCACGCCAGAGCUCGAAGCUCUGAUUGCCGAGGAGAAUGCACUUCGAGGGGGCUAUAGCACCCCCCAGACGCUGGCCAACAGGGACCGUUGCCGCGUGGCCCAGUUAGCGCUGCUGGAUGGGCCCUUUGCGGACCUGGGGGAUGGUGGUUGUUAUGGUGAUCUGUUCUGCAAAGCUCUGAAAACGUAUAAUAUGCUUUGUUUUGGAAUUUAUCGGCUGAGAGAUGCUCACCUCAGCACCCCCAGCCAAUGCACGAAGAGGUACGUCAUCACCAACCCCCCGUACGAGUUUGAGCUCGUGCCGACAGACCUGAUCUUCUGCUUGAUGCAGUUUGACCACAACGCCGGCCAGUCCCGGGCCAGCCUCUCCCAUUCCUCCCACUCGUCCCAGUCAUCCAGCAAGAAGAGCUCCUCCGUGCACUCCAUCCCAUCCACCGCAAACCGACCCAACCGACCCAAGUCCCGGGAGUCCCGAGACAAACAGAAGUACGUGCAGGAAGAGCGCCUCUGAUAUGUGUAUCCACUGCCACCGUGUGUGAAACUGUAUCUGCCACUCAUUUCCCCAGUGGGUGUUUCCAACAGUAACUUCCCCCCUUUUCCCCUGUAGCCACCCCCUUUUUUUUACACAUAUUUGCAUAUGUAUGAUAGUGUGCAUGUGGUUGCCAUUUUUAUUUCACCACCAUAAAACCCUUGAGCACAACAGCAAAUAAGCAGAAGGACCAAAAGUUAUUUAUGAUUCUAGGGGAAAAAUAACCCAAAGGCAUGCUCCAGACAUAAAUAGCUCACUGCAGGAAGGAGUUCGCAGAGUAGAGGAGCGUCAUUGUCAUCCAUGUCAGUUAUGCAAAGCAAGUUUAGUUAAUGUAGAAGAAAAGUUUGUUCUGAUUGAUCAGGAUUAUCAGGGUGCUUCGGGUUUUGAUUUUGUUGUUGUUUUCCUUUCUUUCUUCUUCUUUUUUAAUACACACGCAAUAAUAUACACAUACACAUUUCUUUGAAGCAAGCAACCAAAAAGCAACAAAAACACAUCGAUUGUUUCCACUCUCACUCUCUGGGCUGAAGUAUCGCGAAGCAUUUAAGAGGCUUUCGCCAUUUGUGUAGACGAUUAUUAAGCAUCUGCUUUUGUAAGAGAACAUCCUAGCUUUUUUUACUCACCAAGGCCUUUCGUCCCAGAUCUAGCUUCCUCUGGGAGUUCUUAGGCACAUUUCUACCCUUACUAUGGAGGAAAGAAUCGUAUCCCAUUCGUGGAUGUAUCAAAUUCUAGUCAUCUAAGUGAACAGAGGUUUGAUUGCAUAUUAAAUUGUUAUUCUGUCUCCUUAUGCCAUAUGACUAGCUAUUUUUUUUUCUUUCACUUUUGACAUUUGGGAUGAAAAGCCAUAUGUAUCAUAAAUAUCAGAUGUAAGUCAUUAAAAACUGCCUUCCUGGGACUUUUACAUCUUUUAAAAGGUGAAUUACUUACCUUAUGUACAGAAUAAAUAAUGCUCAGGAAAGAGUGAGUAUUUUUCCAUGCAUUCUCAGGGGACCUUUUUACUCCCCUUUGUUUGAUUAGCUAAGGCCCCAGUGCCAGGCAGGAGCAGGGGCUGGGGCCAAGCUAGAGUGUGAGGAAGAUAAACCCAGCAGCAGAUCAUGUUUUUCUAGGAGCCAACAUGCUAAAUAAAUCAGAUUGUGGGGGGAUCGAGCCACAGUUGACUCGACAGAGACAAAAGCUAGCUACUACUUCAAACUGUGGGCACAGCUGCAUGGCGCUGGCUGUCCCAAAGCAGGAAGCUGGUGGGAAAAUUCCUCCUCCUCAAUUUCUUGAACACAGCCAAUUCACUUAGGCAGGUGAAUGACGGUAAUAGCGAACCACUCCUUAUCGUCAUGAGACGGGGGAGAAGAAGUGUGCAACAGUGAGCCAAACACAUUUUGGUAUAAUUCUUGGUUUUUUUUCUUUUGUUUUCUUUCUUUCCUUCCUUUUUGAACAGUUAGUAAAGCAUGAGCUGAAAGGUAGAAAAAUCCCUUUUUCAGCAUACAGUUGUCAGAUGUUUAUGCAUGCUGUAGGCGGUGCCUUAGUUCUUAUGAAUCGGCAAACUCCACCAUAACCGAAUUAUCCUGUGUGUGGACUAGCCCUGGGCUGGCGUAUACCUGUUUGAAGUGUCUACUUGAGCAGAUUCCACCAAACAGAAUAGGGGUGGAGGGGAGGAGAAAUAUGCCACAGUGGUACCAUCUCUAAAAAGGUGUUUUUAUGGUGAAUGCUUUGAGUUUAGAUUUCGGAUCCCCUCUCUCCCCUAAGCAUGAUAGUUUUGGAGAUUUGCUUGCUGUGUGAAUUGACAAGCACUUUUACUGACAAAAUGGUGAGGUUCAGUCUGCACCUGUGCCCCCACACCAAAGACAGGGCAGUAUUCAGACCAGGAAUGGGGUGGGGAAAAAUUGUAUACAUGUAUAUUAAAAAGCCCUACGAGUGGAAGAAUUUUUUUUCAAAUUAUUUUUGUCCCCAUAUAUAUCGAUUUCUAUAUUACGUAUAACUAUCUAUCCUUUUAUAUAGAACUAUAUCUAUAUCUACAUAUAUGUACACACACACACAUAUACAUGUGUGUGUGUGUAUAUAUAUAUAUAUAUAUAUACACACACAUAUACCCCAGUUUGGGAUCAUGAAGAGCUUUUCAUGCAUUCUUUGCAAAGGAGGUUAUAAAGUUGUGCCCAUAGAACAUUUAUAACUAUAAGAAUGUGCCAGUUAAAGUGCUCGACAGGAAAUAUGACAGUUUAAAAGCAUUGUAAAACUCACAUAGCUUACUUCUCUCUCUAAAGUGCAACAAGGAUGAAUAGAAUGGGCCAAGGUAUGACAAUUAAUGGUUCUGCAUGACCUAGCCACUGCUGGGGGUUUUCUUCUAUAACGUUGUCCUUGUGAAAACUUUUGUGACAUUAAAAAAAAAAGGAGUUACAAAUUUUA